AGAGAGAGAGAGAGAGUGUGUGUGAGUCGUGUGCGGGGAUGGCAGCGCUUAACGGAGCCCUGGAGAACGGGCAGACGGAGAAGAAGGCUGCUGGGCCCCUCCCUCACCCGAUCAGGAACUUGGAGGUCCAGUUUACCAAGAUAUUUAUUAACAAUGAAUGGCACGAAUCGAAAAGUGGGAAAAAAUUCCCUACGUUUAACCCCUCGACAGCUGAGAAGAUCUGUGAAAUUGAAGAAGGUGACAAGCCCGAUAUCGAUAAAGCGGUUGAAGCAGCAAAAACAGCUUUCCAAAGUGGAUCUGUCUGGAGACAAAUGGAUGCGGCCAGUCGCGGAAGACUUCUAAAUAAAUUGGCCGACCUGAUUGAGCGAGACAGAGAGGUGUUGGCA
This is a messenger RNA of Thamnophis sirtalis, 386 nucleotides long. The record is from RefSeq and is a predicted model, not a curated record. Lineage: Eukaryota; Metazoa; Chordata; Lepidosauria; Squamata; Natricidae.